This is a messenger RNA of Pogonomyrmex barbatus (red harvester ant), 937 nucleotides long. RefSeq lists its product as uncharacterized. Lineage: Eukaryota; Metazoa; Arthropoda; Insecta; Hymenoptera; Formicidae. The record is from RefSeq and is a predicted model, not a curated record.
GCGCGACUGUUGCGAUGCAUUGGCGAACGCGGCGGGACAAAGGACGCUUUCGUACGCGUACGCUCGCCGAGAGACGCCAUGUUCAUUUGUCAACGGACGUCAAGGUGUUCCCGUGCGGGAAGAGCGAGCAGCCGCUUGCCGCCCACCGUCGGAUAGGAAUCGAGAGGACCGAGGCUCGUUCGCGAGGGUGGAGGAUUUCUCGCUUUCUCUCGUCUCAUCUGGUCCUGCCCUGAUCAUGGAGAGCGGCAUCGCGUCCGCCGAGUCGCGGAAACGCAAACGGGAGGAAUACGAGAUGCAGCUGUUCGGCUUCCAUUCCCGAGCCGUGUAUGCGACUCUCAAAAAUAUUGUGAUGGAAAGGAUACAGUCUAGAAGCAGAAAGUUGUGCGAAACUUUGGAAAAAAUAUAUAAACUAGACUCGGAUAAUUUGACCAUGCUAAAGACAAAUGAGGAAAAACUUAUAAGAGCUUAUUAUGUGGCUUCAGAGCCUCAUUUAAAAAACAUUGAGAAUCUCGUGAACAAAUUCAUCGCUGUACCCAACAAUGUUCUAGCGGACGAGGAUAAACUUCAAGAAAUACAAUAUACGGAAGCUGAGUUCGAGAGUAUGCGCAGGAAAUUAGAGGAAUUCCAACAGAGAGCAAGACGCGUGACUAUAUUGAACGCAGCAUUAAAGGAGGAAUUACAGCUCAUAGAACAAUUUUCGACCUGUGCGGACAAUACCGAUAGAUUGAGCAGUAUAAUUGAAACCGGUGUUUCUUGUCCGGAUAUAAAUGAUAAAAUUCAUCAAUUGGUCAAAAAUUAUAAAGAAUUCAGUGCAUUACUUGACCGGACAAUACCUACGUCACAAAUGUCGCUGUACAAUACUAUCGAUGAUCUCAAAUGUAUAGAUUACGAUAUAUGUACCUUAUAAUUGGUACAAAAGAAUUAUUUUUGCGAUUCA